Messenger RNA from Habropoda laboriosa, 1066 nucleotides. RefSeq names its product sodium/bile acid cotransporter 7-like. Bases 65 to 1066 code for a protein of 333 amino acids. NCBI's taxonomy places the organism in Eukaryota, Metazoa, Arthropoda, Insecta, Hymenoptera, Apidae. Gene Ontology annotation, cellular component: plasma membrane. The transcript is spliced from 6 exons. The record is from RefSeq and is a predicted model, not a curated record.
UGUACAAUUUUUGUGUUUAAACAUCUAUCAACGUGACAACGUGCACACGUAAAAUUAAACAAAAAUGCAGCAAAAUUGCAUACAAGAGGGUCAACCAAAAAAAAAGCAAAGUGAUCUUUUAUACAGAUAUGGAUAUUUUUUAUCAAUGCUUUUAUGUAUGAUACUUGCCUCUAUAAAACCACAUUUUGGUAAAACAAACGGUAUUCUUAAUGGAAAUGUUAUUAUCCGAUAUUUUGCUGUUCCUUUAACAUAUUUAGAGGCAGGCCUACUCUGUGAUCCUAAAACACUUUAUUUAACAUUGAGCAAUGGCUCUCUCUUAGUAUUUACAAUGAUUUUUAUAUAUGUUUUAAUGCCCUUUUUGAUGAGGGUUGGAGUAUGUUUGCUAACUUAUGCCAAUGUCAAUGUAUGGCUAUUAAAAGGAAUGGAAGUACUUUACUGCAUGCCACCUCCAUUUAAUACAAGUUUUGUUCUGUGCAGAUUGGCACAGGCAGAUUUGUCAACAAGUAUUGUGAUAACUUUGGUGUCCCAUUUUGGAGGAUUAUUUAUAUCCCCUAUAUUACUAUACUUUGUGUUAGGGGCAUCUACACCUCCUCUGGUUGGGGUAAAUGUUAAAGAAACCAUUUAUAGUACAAUUGUACCACUAGCUGCUGGUAUUGCAAUUCAAAGCAUUAUUUUAAAGUAUGAUUUUUGUCCUAAAAUUAAAUCACCAUGGUUUUCUCAAGGACUACUAUUAGCAACAGCAUAUCACUGGUUUUGUGAUGCUGUGUUAGUAGAUGCAUCAUCCUUGCAAGCCACAGAUGUGUUAUUAUGUGUAUUACUUGCUUGCGUGGGACAACUGUUUGUUAGCUGCUUGUGUUGGAUUUUGUGCUCUCGGUGGUUACCUCGGAAUAUCUUGCUAGCUGCACUUUUUACAAGUACUCACAAAUCAGUUGGUCUUGGCAGCUGGGUUUUACGUGGUGCUUACCAUGGUUCAGCUCAUGGUCCAGCAGUGAAUUUACCAUUAUCUGUAUUACCAGUUGCACAAUUACUCUUAGGUAGUUUAUUAGCUAGUUGGUUGUCUCCAUAA